Messenger RNA from Capsella rubella, 555 nucleotides. Its product is annotated as phenolic glucoside malonyltransferase 2-like. NCBI's taxonomy places the organism in Eukaryota, Viridiplantae, Streptophyta, Magnoliopsida, Brassicales, Brassicaceae. The coding region runs from base 1 to 555 and encodes 184 amino acids. The transcript has a single exon. The record is from RefSeq and is a predicted model, not a curated record.
AUGACGAUACACAUCACUGAGACAUUCCGAGUCACCCCCACCGCCGACUCAGACUAUGUUCUCAACUCAGCCAACUCGUUCUCCCUCCCUUUAACUUUCUUUGCCUACCAUGGCUACUAUUCCACCCUGUCAAACGAGUCUUCUUCUAUAAACUCACCGAGUCAACCCUUGAGAACUUCAACUCCAUCAUCCUCCCUAAGCUCAAGCUCUCUCUCUCCCUUGUCCUUAGCAGCUACCUCCCUCUCACUGGCCACGUCACAUGGAAACAUAAACGAACCCAAACCGAGUAUCAUGGUCGGUCCAGACGACGGCAUUUUGGUGACAAUAGCCGAGAGUGAAGCUGACUUUUUGAAUCUUUCCGGUUAUGGACAAUGUCCUGUCUCAGAUUUACAUGCCUUGCUUCCCAAGUUACCAGUUACUAAUGACUCAGCCACUGCCUUCUCCAUACACAUCGGCGUCGCAGCACACCACGCCGUUUUAGACGGGAAAACGUCAAGCACUUUCAUCAAAACUUGGGCUCAUAUCACCGAGAGGCACCGAAGAAGAAGAGUGUGA